ACCAACUGCGCAGGCGUAAACCACGUACCCGAUCUCUCGCAGCAUCGCGCUGUUUUGGCCCUAUGCUAGCUGUUGCCUGAUCAGUGGUGUGUGUCAAGUCAUACAUACUGGGCUUUGAUUGGGAAGGCAUAGCCGUGGAGAAAGAAAAGGGGGCACCCUAGACACCCCGCGACGAAAUGGCCGGGCAACAGUUUCAGUACGAUGACAGCGGCAACACAUUUUUCUACUUUCUAACGUCCUUUGUUGGACUCAUCGUUAUCCCAGCCACAUAUUACCUCUGGCCCCGAGAUCAGAAUGCUGAACAGCUGCGUCUGAAGAGCCUGCGGAAGGUGCAUGGACGGUGUCUGUGGUACUGCCUCCGCUUGAUGAAGUCUCAGCAGAGCAUCAUUCCCACACUGAAGAAAGCAGCCCUAUUGUUUGGCUGGGCUGUGUUUCUGCUGCUGGCCUACAAAGUGUCCAAGCUGGACCGAGAGUACCAGGAGUAUAACCCUUAUGAAGUCCUCGGCCUGGACCAGGGAGCGUCUGUAUCAGAGAUUAAGAAGCAGUACCGUCUGCUGUCCCUGAAGUUCCAUCCCGAUAAAGGAGGAGAUGAAGACUUGUUCAUGAGGAUCGCCAAAGCACACUCCGCGCUGACCAAUGACGAGUCAAGACAGAACUGGGAGACCUACGGCAACCCAGAUGGGCCAAAAGCCACUAGUUUUGGCAUCGCUCUGCCUGCGUGGAUCGUAGACUCCAAGAACUCCAUGCUGGUAUUGCUGGUCUAUGGUCUAGCCUUCAUGGUCAUCCUGCCGGUUGUUGUGGGUACGUGGUGGUAUCGGUCUAUACGUUACAGUGGCGACCAGAUUCUAAUCAACACGACACAACUCUUCAUGCACUUUAUGUACAAGACGCCCAACAUGAACAUGAAACGGUUAUCCAUGGUGUUGACGGCUGCGUUUGAGUUUGACCCCCGCAGCAACAAAGAGGCCACCAUACGACCCACGGACAACAUCCAAGUACCACAGCUGAUCCGUGAGUUGGGGAACAUCAAUGUGAAGAAGAAGGAGCCUCCAUUCUGCUACCCAUACAGCCUUAAGGCCCGGGUACUGGUGUUGGCUCACCUGGCACGCAUGGAGGUCUCGGACGACAUCGAAGAGGACCAGAGGUUUGUGGUGAGGAAGAGUCCAGCUCUGCUCCAGGAGAUGGUCAAUGUGGGCUGUCAACUCACCAUGAUGGCCAACAGCAGAGGAGGGUUCCAUGCCCCCAGGUUGGUGUCGAUAGAGAACUGUAUGAAACUGACCCAGAUGAUCGUCCAGGGUCUGCAGGAGUCCAAGUCUCCUCUGCUGCAGCUUCCUCACUUUGAAGAGGAGCACCUCCGCUACUGUGUCUCCAAGAAGUACAAGGUGCGUAGCCUGCAGGACCUGGUCAGCCUGAAGGACUCGGACCGUCGGAGCAUGCUCCGUUUCCUUGGCGAGGAGAAGUAUGACGAGGUCAUGGCCGUACUCGCCAGCUUCCCGUCCAUCACCAUGGAUACCAAGCUGCAGGUCCUGGAUGAUGAAGACAGCAAUAACAUCACAGCUGGAUCCAUCGUCACAGUUACGGUCACCCUGACCAGGAAGAGGAUGGCGGAGGUGUUUGAGAAGGAGCAGAAUGUGACACCGUGUCUCGGAGUCGGAGAGGAAGCCAGUACAGAGGAUGCUGUCGCGGGAGACGCCAGUAAAACCAGAGCCAAGGUGUGGCAGAACAAGACGAAAGCAGCCAAGAAAACCAAGCAGUCCAAGAAGAAGAAACUCACCAAGAAGAAGCCCCUCCCACUACCAGCAGCCAAGGCCAAACAGGCCAAUGGGAGUGCGUCAGGAAGUGAGGUGGUUGCCGUGGCGAAGGAAGACGAGGAGGACAGGUCAGACAAAGGCAGCGAAUCAGAGGAGGGUAACAAAGAUUCUCCGAGCGAGAGAGAUGAGGAGAGUGACAAGCAGAGCGACACGGAGCAGGAUGAGAUCGCCGGGGACGACGAGGAGGAGUGGGAGGCUCUGCAGCAGAGUGUCCAGCGAAGGGAGAGGGCGCUGUUGGAGACCAAGUCCAAGGUGACCCACCCCGUCUACAGCCUGUACUACCCAGAGGAGAAACAUGAGUGGUGGUGGCUCUACAUCGCUGACCGCAAGGACCAGACUCUCGUCUCCAUGCCAUACCACGUCUGCACACUCAAAGACACAGAGGAGGUGGAGCUGAAGUUUCCAGCUCCCUCUAAAACGGGGAACUACCAGUACUCUGUUAUCCUCCGCUCAGACUCUUACCUGGGUCUGGACCAGAUCAGACCCCUCAAGCUGGAGGUGCACGAGGCCAAGGCGGUGUUGGACAACCACCCCCAGUGGGACAUCCCAGAAACAGAGGAGGAAGACGAGGAACAGGAGGACAGUGACGGGAUCGAGGAGAGCGAAGAGGAGGAUGAAGACAACGACUAAACACACACAUACACACACAACCACCCAGGGCAGUUUGUACACACACACCCCCAUACUGACAUGGACUGUGGACCUCCCUAUGGCCCCGCCCCUCACAUCCUUUUCUACAGGGACCUAGACUGGGUCCUGACUCUGAUGUUCACUUUCACAGGACAACUGUCAAUAUAUAUAUCCAGCCCUGUGUGUCUGUCUGAAUGAGUGUGUGUCUGUGUGUCUGAAUGAGUGUGUGUGUGUGUGUGUCUGAAUGUGUGUGUGUGUGUGUCUGAAUGAGUGUGUGUGUGUCUGAAUGAGUGUGUGUGUGUGUCUGAAUGAGUGUGUGUGUGUCUGAAUGAGUGUGUGUGUGUGUCUGAAUGUGUGUGUGUGUGUGUGUGUCUGAAUGUGUGUGUGUGUGUGUCUGAAUGUGUGUGUGUGUGUGUCUGAAUGUGUGUGUGUGUGUCUGAAUGUGUGUGUGUCUGUGUCUGAAUGAGUGUGUGUGUGUGUGUCUGAAUGUGUGUGUGUCUAAAUGAGUGUGUGUCUGUCUGAAUGAGUGUGUGUCUGUCUGAAUGAGUGUGUGUCUGUGUCUAAAUGAGUGUGUGUCUGUCUGAAUGAGUGUGUGUCUGUCUGAAUGAGUGUGUGUGUGUGUCUGAAUGAGUGUGUGUCUGAAUGAGUGUGUGUCUGUGUGUUUGAUUAAGAGAGGGAGAGAGAGUGUGUGAGCGAGUGUGUGUGUGUGUGUGUGUGUGUGUGUGUGUGAGAGAGUGUGUGUGUGUUUCUUGUUACCGAGGCUCUGUGGUUCCCCAGGGUGUGUAAACAACUUCCCUUAUCAAAAUAAAUAUCAGAAAUGGACUCAACUGAAA
Molecule: messenger RNA, 3274 nt
Organism: Oncorhynchus masou masou (cherry salmon)
Lineage: Eukaryota; Metazoa; Chordata; Actinopteri; Salmoniformes; Salmonidae
Gene: sec63
Product: SEC63 homolog, protein translocation regulator
Exons: 20
Coding region: 177-2441 (754 amino acids)
Biological process (GO): SRP-dependent cotranslational protein targeting to membrane; post-translational protein targeting to endoplasmic reticulum membrane
Cellular component (GO): Sec62/Sec63 complex
Molecular function (GO): RNA binding; transmembrane protein transporter activity
Source: RefSeq, a predicted model, not a curated record